Messenger RNA from Centruroides sculpturatus (bark scorpion), 2426 nucleotides. Its product is annotated as vacuolar protein sorting-associated protein 13D-like. Gene Ontology annotation, biological process: protein targeting to vacuole; mitochondrion organization; protein retention in Golgi apparatus. The transcript has 5 exons. Gene Ontology annotation, cellular component: extrinsic component of membrane. The record is from RefSeq and is a predicted model, not a curated record. NCBI's taxonomy places the organism in Eukaryota, Metazoa, Arthropoda, Arachnida, Scorpiones, Buthidae. The coding region runs from base 353 to 1171 and encodes 272 amino acids.
UAGGAAAAAUUAAAAGCAAUUUAUAGUAGAACCAAAAUAUAACAGGGAUUCCUGAAUGUAAAAUUUAUGUAUAAUUAUAACAUUUACAGCAUUUAUAUAUAUUAUUACAGAUCCAUUUGUAAGAGUUCAUCCUUUUGAAACAGCUCAAUUUUUAGUUGAUAGCAUUAUUGAACAUUAUAAAGAGGAGUUAAAAAGCCAAGCUGCAAAAAUCUUGGGUGCCGUCGACUUCCUCGGCAAUCCCCUCGGUCUGCUGUACGACGUGUCCGACGGAGUGAAUGACCUCUUGAACGAGGGAGACGUGAGAGGUCUGAUAAAGAACGUUGCCCACGGAUUGUCCGAUUCCGCGGCCAAAAUGACCGGAUCCCUGUCCGACAGUUUGGGUCUGGUGGCCAUGGAUAAUCACCAUCAAGAGAUUAGAAAAAAGAUUAAAUACGACGUUAAUGCAGGAAGCGAUCAUUUGGUCGCAGGACUGAAAGGAUUUGGAUAUGGUUUAUUUGGAGGAGUCACUAGUCUAAUUACGCAAACGUACGAAGGAGCUUCGACGGAAGGUGUUCAGGGUUUUUUCUCGGGAUUGGGAAAAGGUCUGGUGGGAACGGUAGCCAAACCGGCCGCCGGAUUUCUGGAUCUGGCCACGGGCGCGGCCAGCGCCGUCCGAGACACCAGUCGUAGAAAUUCUCACGCCCAACCCGAGAGGUGUCGUCUGCCCAGGGUCUGUUUCGGACCGGGCGGUCUCCUCCCUCCUUAUAAUGCCGACCAGGCUAGAGGUCAGCAGAUUUUCUUUGCAGUCAGUAGCAAUCAUCACGAAAGAUUCGUAUCGUAUCACUGUCUGAGGAGGGCAGAAGGAAUGGAGCUGCUACUGACCGACGCACACAUAAUCAUUGUCAAUAGGAGUUCGACAUCCACCGAUCAGAUUCUUUUAGUGUCACUAGAGAAUUUAUUAGAAUGUGCUUAUGUUCAGCCGACCGUGGGAGAAAUUAGGCACUACGUACAGCUAACGUUAAAGGCGGGAACACCGAGUUUGGCCGAUCAACCCGGAAAGAGACCUCAAUUUCGCUGUGAUACACAAACAUUGGCAUACACCGUUGUGGAAGAAAUAAAUUACGUCAAAGAGCUUCACGAAGAGAGAUUUUAUACUUUACCUGAAGACGAAAUAGAAGAAUUAGACGAUUGAUUAUUAGAAUUCUGUUGUGUUGUAAUAUAUUUAAAAUGUGUAUAGAAACAAUUUGUACAAAACAAUAAAAUUUAUUUCAAUUUGAUACUUUUACAAACUCCAGCACGAAUACCAGAUAUUUCUCCUCCAUAUCUUUGCAAUUCUUUCAUUGGUUCCCGAAACUGAAAAGAAAAAAAAAUAACAGCAUUGAAGAUCAAAUCAAGUUACAGAAAAUUUGUUAGUCAUAAUCCAGAAAGGUAUGUAUAGUUUACAUCUCACUUUAAUAUAUAGUACAAACAAACCUUUAAUGUUCUCUGCUAAAUUGCCAAAGCCAACUGACUGUUGGUAGGUUUGUCAAGAAGGCCAUCAAUCAGCAUUAAGUAAAUGAAUUGGAGGAUUAAAAUUGUCUUUUAACUAGCAACAGGCUGGUUAAAUGGUUAAGAUAAGCACUUGCACACCAUCUUGUUUGUCACUCUUCUUCCCACAGUAAUAUUUACAGCAUAAGAACUUACAAUUUGAGUAUACAAUUUGAGUAUCAAAUUGUAUUUUUAACCUCAGACAGAUUGAAAUUCUUUUUCAACUUUUGAAAGAGGAUUUUAAUCUGUCUGAAUUAAAAUUAAGCAUGUUAAAAAAACUUCUUAGAUUUGAAGACUAAAAAUGAUUAUUAUUUGAAUAGCAGAAGUACAAAAUCUUAAUGUUAUUUACUUGCAGGCAGAAAGCCAAAGGUGAUACCAAUAAAAAAACCAAACUAUGAACAGCAUUUCCACUAUGUAAGUGUAAUAAGGCCCAUUGUAGAUCAAAUGAUAGCAUGGGUGCACAAUUUCAGAGCAUCACACAGGUGUCACGGUUUGGAGGCAAGUUAUGACAAUGACUACUUGCUAUUAUAUGGACAGAAUGGUAUACCCUAUUGUAUCCUUCAUGACCAACAGGAUAAUGCUUGUCAUUGCAAGAUGUCAUCUGUGGACUGCCUAGCACCCAGAUUUAUCCUCCCAUGGAUCAUGUUUAGGAUUCCAGGGAAUAGUCACAUGGUCAUCAGUACAAACUGAUGGUCAACUGACUGCAUGAGUCAUGGAGAGAGAUCCAAAAGCAUAUAGAUGCUCAUGAUGGGCACACUUCUGGGUAUUUCCCAACAAAUGUGUACCUCAGACGUUCAGCACCACCAUCUUGUUAGCCUAGAAGUUUGACAAUGGCGUUUGGAACGUCAGUGGAAUCAUGCUCGACAUUCCAAAUGCCAUUGUCAUUGAACUGUCCAAUGUACACAUUUUCGCAUUGAAAA